Molecule: messenger RNA, 831 nt
Organism: Caenorhabditis elegans
Lineage: Eukaryota; Metazoa; Nematoda; Chromadorea; Rhabditida; Rhabditidae
Gene: ndx-2
Product: Putative nudix hydrolase 2
Exons: 3
Coding region: 43-714 (223 amino acids)
Molecular function (GO): hydrolase activity
Source: RefSeq, marked reviewed
UUUUGCAACGAAGGUGACAACAACUUCUGCUCGAGCUCAAUGAUGACGUCAUCGGCCACAUCGCCAACCAAUGGCGUCGACAAGAACAAGAACGAGGAGAUGGUUGCGACCCCCGCCAAUUGCCCGUACCAGCUUUUCAAUCAGGAAGUUGUGUGGAAUGGAAAAUGGAUUCAAACCAGACAAGUCGGGUUUAAGACUCACACUGGACAGGUCGGGGUGUGGCAAUCGGUGCACAGAAAUACGAAGCCCGUGGAAGCUUCAGCCGACGGUGUCUCUAUUAUUGCUCGUGUCCGGAAGCAGGGAAAGCUUUAUAUUGUUUUGGUGAAGCAAUAUCGUAUCCCGUGCGGAAAACUGUGCCUCGAGCUCCCCGCUGGGCUCAUCGAUGCCGGCGAAACGGCUCAACAGGCCGCCAUUCGUGAGCUGAAGGAGGAGACGGGAUAUGUCAGUGGAAAAGUCGUGAUGGAAUCCAAACUCUGUUUCCUCGACCCGGGGCUCACUGACGACUCUCAAUGCCUUGUCGUCGUCGACGUGGACGGUGAUGCUCCGGAAAACCAGAAUCCGGUACAAGUGCUCGACUCGACCGAAUCGAUCGAGGUGCUGCUCGUCGAGCAAUCCGCACUGAUGGCCUACGUCACCAAUUUGGAUUCCUCUUCCAUCGUCGUCGAGUCCACGUUGCUCGCCUACGCGAUGGGCAUCCAAUUCGCCACGAUCUAGGCAAUAAUUCUGAAUUUCCUUCUUUUUUUUUCAAAAUCCUUUUUUCACUUCACCCCGGGAACUCUAAAAUGUCUCAAUUAUUUUUCAAUUCAUGCCGAUAAAUGGAGAAAAAUUCAU